Molecule: messenger RNA, 867 nt
Organism: Drosophila pseudoobscura
Lineage: Eukaryota; Metazoa; Arthropoda; Insecta; Diptera; Drosophilidae
Exons: 1
Coding region: 163-528 (121 amino acids)
Source: RefSeq, a predicted model, not a curated record
CGCAUAUAUAGGCUCUGGCAGAAGGACGAUCCCUCAUUCAGUCGUCGUCUGUCAGCAGUGAUUGUCAGCCAGCGCCAGCCAUCGCAGCCAUCGUAGUCGUAGAAGUCGUAGAAGUCGUAGUGUCUGUGAUAGCUAUAGACCCAGUGUGCCCAAGUGCUUAGGAUGCUGUUCCUUGCGCCGCGCAAGCAUCUGUUUGCCACCAACCUGAUCAUCCUGCUGAUGAUCUACGUGAUGCGCAAGUGCCUGCAGCUCUUCUGCAUCCUCGAGAACCGCACCGCCUGCCCGCAGCCCGACUGUGACUGCGACGAGCGGGACAGGGAGGAGGAGAAGGAGAAGGAGGAGGACUCCCCAUUGAUGGAGAGACGCGGCGGCUUCAAGUUCAUACCCGAUGCCAUGCAUAAGAGCAUGCACGGCUUUGGCUAUGGCGAGGGCCACUACCAGAUCUUCGUGGAGAAGAAGGAGCGCAAUCUGCCCACCCAUUCGCGCCUCAAUGCGGCCACAGCUGAAGUGAAGCUGAAUCCCAAUUAGAGGGCGAUGCCCCCACCCCAAUGUCCCCCCUCCCCCAGAGAGAGAGGGACACUGACAUCUUCUGGAGCCUCUGAAGGCCACAGGAUGAAGUCAGGACAAUGUGCCAAUUGCCAGCCAGCCAGCAGCCACACCACCACAGCCGCCACACCACAACAGCCCCACCACAACAGCCAACAAUCAAAUAAUCAAAUCCACCUCCAGACACACAUCCACAUUCAUUUUGGUUCCUCUUCUUCCGCACAGCCUUUGAUUAAUCAUUAAUAUAUGCAGCAGAUAUGCCUAUUUUUAUAACCAAACAAAGCGCACUUUUGGCCAUUAAUAAAAUUCAUAAAAAAUAUA